AUGUUUAUUUUAACCAAUGAGGAGCUCAAGUUUAAUUUGUCUGUCAUCAUUGCUAUGAUAUUAACCUUUUUCUCCUACUUUUUCCUUCCCUUCCUCCUCCUUUAUCAUUCUUCUCCCUUUUCUCCUCUUUUUCAUUUCUUUCCCUUUCCACCCUCCCCUCUUCCUCCUUCUUUUCCACCUUCCUGCUCUUGCUUGAUCGCCAUUUUCUUUUUUUUUCCUUUAAAAAAAGCAAAUAUCCUUUUCUUUCAUUUCCCUUCGUCUGGUCAUCGGUAUGUCUUCAGUCUAUCGGAAAUUAGUGUUUUUCUGUUUUCUAGGCAGCGAUACGGAACCGUUCUUCAUCGUAGAAUGAAAGCACGAAUUUAUGCGCUUGAGUCGGCUCAAGAAGUGUUCUGCUUGUUAAGGAUGUUGAUCUAUCUAUCUAUCUAUCUAUCUAUCUAUCUAUCUAUCUAUCUAUCUAUCUAUUUACGACGGAAUAAAGAUUAA
Molecule: messenger RNA, 483 nt
Organism: Acanthosepion pharaonis
Lineage: Eukaryota; Metazoa; Mollusca; Cephalopoda; Sepiida; Sepiidae
Source: the annotation of a GenBank genome assembly